AAUCCGACGUUUCCCUGAGCAGACUCCGAAGGCGGCAGUAUUGGGUGGAGAAGAAACAAUUUACAUGUUAUGGCCAAAGCUGAAUUAGGGUAGGGAUUGUUUCGAGAAAGCCUCCGAGCAGUCACAGACUACUUACGCUUCGCUGCGGAUAAUAUUUUGCAGCAACAAUAGUGAUUUGUCGAGGUGACGGUAUCGUGCAUGACCUGCACAACGUCCAUUGAGUCCCAGGGAAUCGAGAUAGACGCGGCAAACGCUGUCCAGAAAAAUCCAGUCGACCAGAGUUCCAGCGAACCUUUUGUGGACGUGACAGCCACCGCUCACCAGCGUGUUGGGUCUCGCAUAGUGCCAGUGUAUGCCAUUACAACAAACAUCACUGACAGUCGACCUGGAACACAGCUAUUAUCUGUAGGUAGCAGCGAGGAGGAGGAGGACAAUGGAAGAGUUCUCAGUGUAUGUUGGCAACCUGCGUCCCAGCGCCGACCCUGCCUCCAUUGCUCGUCUCUUCAGUCGGUCAGCUAAACUCACCAUCAACAUCAGGCAGAUACGAGUACACCAGUCGGACGAUCUGUCCUGCGCUCACGCCAUCAUCAGUUUGUACAGCGAGCGUGAGAGAGUCUUCGCCAUUCGCGCACUGCAUGGCCUACCACGCAGCAAGAUCGAUGGUGACUGCCUAUCGGCCCCUCACACUAAGCUACAGGUUGAGAAUCGACAGUUGCAUGAGCUACGGCAGAGACUAAACGACAGAUCCAAGUCAAAAUACAAGAAGUUAGGCGUAGCGUCUCUGCCAACGUCACCUCGCAAAACCGAGCGGGAGCUGGCCGCCAAAGAGACGGAAAGGAAUCUCAUUUCACAAGGAUGGAGACCUCGCCUGAUGAAAACGUUCGGAGGAAAAACCAAGAAUGAAGAGCCCCCAGGGGAACGGUACUACGAGCAAGGAACUGCUGUGCCCCAAGACAACCGAAUACAGGUCUUCAAGACCGGCGAGAAUAAUUACCUGGAGCUGAUGUUUGGCUUGGAUGUCGGUUCUUUUGCCUGCGCUUUCCUUAACUCGCGACAAGGCGGCUGUCUUUACAUUGGUGUGAAAGAAGAUGGUACGGUGCGUGGUAUCCAUUGCGAUCGACUGCAGCAGAGUCAAGUAAUGAAUGACGUCAAGGAUGCCGUGGUCGACUUCAACCCCAGUGUGCAGAGGCAGAUGUAUGGCGUUGACUUUGUACCAGUCAAAGUAGUGGAUGAGCACACUGGCUGGCUAAACAAAUCAACACUGCGGGUUGUAGAAGUCAGCGUUAAGGGUGCUGGUACCGACGAGGACACUUGGUAUGAAGACAACAAGGGACAGGUGUACAUCGGUGAAGAUGGUAAGACGCAGCCAGUCAGGGUUUCGAAAAUCAAGGCUCAUCUUCUGGAGGAUAUUCGCAAAGACACUGCAGUCCUGGAGGAAAGAAAACGGGUAUUUGAAGAGGAGCAUACUGUCUUGGUGCAAGAGCAGGAGGAGCUUGUAGUUGCUCAGGAAGAAGUGUCAGUAAAAGAAGUUGAACUGAAUGAACGAGAGGACUUGCUCAACUCGCAGGAGAAGGACCUGAAAGAAACAUCGGAGCGUCUCGACAGAGAUAUGACUGAGUUGAAGCGGAUGAGUGAUGAACUUGAGCAGACUAAGCUCACAGCUCACGAGGAGGUGCAGGACUUGGAAAGUCAGCAGCAAAGCCUUGUAGCCGAUAUUGACAAGAAGAAGCAAGAACUCGAUGACCUCAUCAAGUCCAUGGAGGAUAAGCAAACGGAAAUAACGCAACAGCUUGCCGACAUCAAGCAGAAGCUAACGGAUAUCAAAGAGGAAAGGGAGGAGCUUGCACGCGGAAGAACAGAGGUAGCCGAACAGAAAGCGCAAUUGGAAGAGGACCAGCGACUCGUGGAAGAAGAGAAGGAGCGCCUCAAGUCCAAGACAUGCGUCAUACAAUGAACCCAGCUUUGUUGAUAUGCCAUGCCACUAGUCACAAACCGACUUACCAGUUCGCUAGACUCGAUACUCUCGGUGAUACUACAGAUGGUCACUAGACUACAUGCCAUCACCACACUAUUGGACUUUAAAAUUUGCGUGCACUAAGUUAUGUGAGAUUCACUGUGCUCCUGAUGCAUCUGAGUUGCCGUAUCUUCAAGAUCAUCGAGAGAAUGCUGCAACACCAGAAAAUCAACGGCAAGCACUGAGAACCCCUAAUCUCACCUUUGCCAACUGCCCGCAGUGGGAUGGCUUGCGGAUCCCAAUGCCAGGGAAGCUGAUCCCAACUAACUAACCUGACCGGCAGCACACUUGAACAACAUAAUAAUUAUAGCUACGAAAAUGUUUUAUGACUGAAAGAGGAAUCUUGAGAUAAAAUCUGCUGCUCUUCAGCUUUUUCUUCUUUUAGUUUUCCUUUGCAUUUUUUUUAAGUGAUCACCCCACCCUUCCCCAUACACACACACAUACACUCGUCUCUUGUCCCAGCUGAAAUCUUGUGCUGCAGUCACGUGAUGAUAUCAAGUGUUACUGUACAUUCCAUUCCACUUGGCGGUGUAUUACCAGUAGUCAGUACCAUACACGAGCCAUCUGUUGUCGCUGUCACCUGUUCAAGAUGCACUACUUUGCUGGUUGAUAUAAAGUUUACAUUGACCAUAUAAUUACAUUGUUUCCGGUGGGACAGAUACAUGUAGGUCAACUGUCA
Messenger RNA from Sycon ciliatum, 2693 nucleotides. RefSeq names its product golgin subfamily A member 6-like protein 22. Bases 434 to 1954 code for a protein of 506 amino acids. The transcript is spliced from 20 exons. Gene Ontology annotation, molecular function: nucleic acid binding. Lineage: Eukaryota; Metazoa; Porifera; Calcarea; Leucosolenida; Sycettidae. The record is from RefSeq and is a predicted model, not a curated record.